Chara braunii is the source of this 4736-nucleotide messenger RNA. Lineage: Eukaryota; Viridiplantae; Streptophyta; Charophyceae; Charales; Characeae. The record is from the annotation of a GenBank genome assembly.
UCUAGUCAGGUCAUCCCACCAAGAAUUGGUACAGGGGUGAUUGUCCUGGGUGGUAGACACUGUGGUAGGAUUGAGGGAGUGGGGGGGUGAGACAGGGAGUAUUGAUGAGAGGGGGGUGGGUGGGGUCUCGAGGGGGAAGACCCGGUUGUGAAAAAAAAAAACAGAAGACUUGCCAAAUUUAAUCCAUGCUUGACGAAUUUGCCACAAAUUUCCUUUUUCUUUGCAGGUGAUCCUAUGGCCGAUGUAGCUCGUAGCAUUACAAAUCAGACUGUGGAACAAUCUGGAAGUGAAAACAUAACCGAGUGCAAAAUUUUCAUUGAGAUCACCAGAAACAGUGGGUACUACUUCUGGAAUAUGGUGUUUCCCGUUGGGGCCAUUGUCAUUUUGGCAACACUAGUGCUUGCAGCUCACCCGUCAGAGAUUGAGCUCAGGUUAUCAUCAACAGUGGCCCUGCUACUCGCACUUGUAGCUGUACAGUUUACAACGAACUCGCUGUUGCCAGGUUCUUCUUAUCUUACAGAUUUCCACAAAUUCAUCAUUCUUUCAUACAUUAUCAUGGCAGCCAUUAUGAUCGUCGAUCUUCUAACUGCGAAGCUCAUUAUCAAGGCGGAGCAAGAGGUCAAGCGCAGUGGGCGGGGAGGUCUUGAUUAUGUGAAAGAAUUCGGAGCGAAAGCGGACGAACUGCUUGCUCCUACUGCAGCCAGUGCUUUCUACCAUCCAUCAGAGAAGAUUAAACUCGGUAAACGGAAAAAUGAGGAGGAGGAGAAGAUGACCGCCAUUCUGCAGGAGAGGAAGGAGAAGAAGGAGGCUAAGAAGAAGGCCUUGAAGGAGGAGCAGGCGGCCAAGCUGAAAAAGAUGGAGGAAGAGAUGGCCCGAGAGAAAGAGAGGCUGAGGAAGGAAGAAGAAGAGAAAUUGAAAGAGGUGGAUGAGGAAGAAGAGGGACCGCCACUGGAAAGGAGGACUGGGCAUUACAGUGGCAGCAAGGACGAAGAGAUGGAGAAGCGGAUUUCAGAAUGGGUCGCCAACUUGUCCCUGGGUGAAGAAGAAGAGGUUGCUAUGUACAUCCCCAAGGACGAGCAAAAAGCCGCCAUGAAAAAAUGGGAAGCAGAAGAGGAUGUUCUGGCGCGGCGGGCGAUGGAGGAUGAACAGAGGAUGGCGUGGAAGCUCGCGAUGAUGAGGGAGAAAAAGAGAAGAGUGGAGGCGGCGAAUGCAGCAAUACAGGAAUUGGAGGAGGUGCAAAAACUGAGAUUGCAAUUGACACCCCAGGUAGAUCUCGAGCGGAAGGUGGAGAUCAUUGCCCAGAGCGUCGAGCGUUUAGCCAAAGUACAAGAAAAGCGCUAUGAAUUUAGUCGCAGCCAGGAGAUAUCUGUGCGUUCGAUGCGAACGGGAUUACGGGACUUUGCUCGCGAGUUAGUAGGCGCUGUGGGGUCCGAGGUGAGUCACCGCCUCGAGAAGACUGAGCGUUUUUGUGUCGGCGCCAUUGAGGGCGUCAAGGUGGCAGCUCCCAAGGAGGAGGAGACUCGUCCUCGCAGGGAAUUCCCUGAUUCCUACAGUGGAAAAAGGGAAGAGAACUUUGACAAUUGGGAGGCCAAUGUCAGGACCUAUGUGCAUCUGCAACAGGUCUCCCCGGAUCAGCAGGUCCUAAUUGCGAUCCACGCGCUUAAGGAUGAGGCCGCGAGUUUUGCAAGGUCCCUUGUUCGUGCUGCCAACUGCAGUGACGAUCCGGUAACAUACUCCACAUUCACCCCCCUCGUUGAGUUCUUGAAAUUGCUACGCGAGCGAUUUGCUGAUGUCGCUCGUAGUGUUAAAGCGUCAGAUAGGCUGCAGACGAUCCACGCCCGCAAGUGGAAGAGUGUCAGGGCACUCAAGAAUACAAUGGAUGAGUUAGUGGCUGUCCCUGACCAUGGGGUCACAGACACCCAGUUGGUUGGCCUCUUCUAUCGGGCCAUACCCGAAGCCCUUCGAGGGCAUUUCUUCGCAAAGAGCGAAGACCCUGCCACUACGUAUGAUUCUCUUAGUCGGGAAGUGGUGGCUUUUGAAGCCAAGUCCGCGUCUGUGUCCACCUUCUGGCACAAGGACUUGGAYAAGGGRAAGCAAUGGAAGGGCCGCACUAUCUCAGGGCAAGUAAAGACCAAGGACAGCCUUGUCUUGACUUUAGACGAGGGUAGUGUGGAUGAGAUCCCCUACGAUCAGAUUGAGUGGGGGUUAGAGGAGGAGGACAGCGGUGUGGGCCAGGGGAGAUCUUAUGCUGUUGUCGCGGCUGGAGGGAGGCCGCAAGGAAGAGGCCAGGGCCAAGGGGGCCGGGCCUCAGGGAGCCGGUUCCAGGGCGAUCAGGGGGUUGGCGGCAGAGGAGGAAACCGCCAAGCGGGAGGCAGGGGUCAAGGGGCCACCCGCAGCUAUAUUAGUAAGAAAGCGCUGCAGAAGUUGAAGCUGGGACUCAAAGUCCAAAAGCUAGCAGACCCUAUAGUUAGUAUCCUCGCGGACAAUCGCACUAUGGCUGUAGAGGAGUACGUAGAGGGAGUCCAGGCGUAUUUCCGCCUAGAGAAAGAUGGGAAAGUGGAAAGGAUUCUCCACUCCCUGACUCUCCUCGUAGAAGACAGCCUCCCCUUUGAUGUUGUUCUGGGAAUGGAUUGGGGAGAGGCAGCCGGGGCCACGCUCCAUUUGAAGGAGCACGAGUGUAGGCUCCCCAGUUCGUCAGGUGAGGCCAAGACUGCCCGCCUGUUCCAUGUGUCAGGGGUAGAGAAUUCCUUGGCACAUUGCUGCCUUAGUGCCCCCGCGUUCGCCAGAUUGGUGAAGAAGGAGGGAUUAGAGGAACAGGUUUUUGUUGCCUAUGUUAGGCCAGUCACUGCGCCUACGGAAGAGAAGCCGAUAGACCCUGCGAUUGCCAAGCUGCUAGAGGAGUUUAAGGACUUAACUGAGCCGCCGACAGGAACAGUACCGCGGCCCAUUCAGCACCGUAUCGAGAUAGAACCUGGCAGUAGGACUCCUAAGGGCGCCGUGUAUAGGAUGUCCCCGUGGGAGUUGGAGGAGCUCCGCAAGCAAUUAGACGAGCUCCUCGAGAAGGGUUGGAUUAGGCCCAGUUCGUCUUCUUUUGGAGCGCCUGUUCUCUUUGUUCCCAAGAAAGAGGGAGAGCUGAGGAUGUGUAUAGACUAUAGGGGUCUGAACGCGAUUACCGUAAAGAAUGCUGAGCCACUGCCCAGGAUAGACGAUCUCUUAGAUCGAGUGCACGGGGCAAAGUAUUUCUCUAAGAUAGACUUAAAGUCCGGAUAUCAUCAAAUAGAGGUACAUCCUGAUGAUCAGUAUAAGACAUAUUUCCGGACUAGGUACGGGCAUUAUGAGUUUAUAGUGAUGCCCUUUGGACUAACCAAUGCGCCAGCUACGUUCCAACGCUGCAUGAACGACCUGUUUAGGCCGUGGUUAGAUAGAUUUGUUGUCGUUUACUUGGAUGACAUUUUAGUGUUUAGUAGGACCCUCGAAGAGCAUCAGGGUCAUCUCAGGCAGGUCUUGGAGAAGCUGAGGGAAGCUAACUUCAAGAUCAAUGCAAAAAAGUGCAAUUGGGCAAAGACCCAAGUUUUGUACCUAGGCCACGUCUUAGACGGAGACGGCGUUAAGCCAGAGGAUAGUAAGAUCGCAGCGAUUAGAGAUUGGCCCACGCCACGUACGCUAACAGAGUUGCGCUCGUUCUUGAGGAACUUCUCCACCAUCGCUGCGCCCCUUCGCAGAUUGUUGAGGAAGGAGACCAUCUGGAAGUGGGACAAGGACUGCACGUCUGCCAUGAAGAAGUUAAAGCAGGCAUUGAUAGAGUAUCCAGUCCUUAAGGUCGCCGAUGCGUCCUUGCCUUUUGUCGUCACGACCGAUGCGAGUCAAUACGGCAUAGGCGCGGUGUUGCAGCAAGACGAUGGCAAUGGGUAUAGACCCGUAGAGUUCAUGUCCGCUAGAAUGCCUUCAGAGAAGGUCGCGACAUCUACCUACGAGAGGGAACUCUACGCUCUCAGGCAAGCCUUAGACCACCGGAAGCACUACUUGCUUGGGAGGCACUUCAAAGUCUAUUCUGACCAUGAAACGUUACGAUGGUUAAAGACGCAGGCCAAGAUGACACCUAAGCUUACUAGGUGGGCCGCAGAGAUAGAUCAGUACGACUUUGAGCUCAAGCCUGUCAAAGGGAAGUACAACGUAGUCGCGGAUGCUUUGAGUAGAAGGGCUGAUUAGUUUGGGGCGAUAGUGCAUUACCUUGAUAUAGGGAAGGACCUGCAGCAGAGGGUUAGAGAAGCGUACGCGCAGGACCCUAUCUACAGUGAUCUCCUUAAGAAAGUUAAAGAGGCCCCAGAGACUGAGCCGAACUACCGCACUACUGAAGGGUUGCUAUUUGAGAAGACUAAUGUCUUUAACCGGUUAUGCAUUCCCAAUAGCGAAGAGAUCCGUAGUCUGAUCUUGGGAGAAUGCCAUGACACAGAGGGUCAUUUCGGUUGGCAAAAGACUUUGGCCAAUCUGAUGCGCGCGUAUACCUGGCCAGGAAUGAAGAAUGACUGCGUAGAGUAUGUGCGCAGUUGUAAGGUUUGCCAGCGUAACAAGAGUUCUACGCGCGCCCCGCUAGGUCUUCUCAGACCCUUACCCAUUCCAGACCAGCCGCGGGACUCAGUGUCCAUCGACUUCAUGGACACUCAAGUCAAGAGCAGGCAUGGCAAGAGCCAAGUCAUGGUCAUAGUUGACCGAUUCAGUAAAUAUGCCGUUUUUGU